Blepharisma stoltei is the source of this 1335-nucleotide messenger RNA. The record is from the annotation of a GenBank genome assembly. Lineage: Eukaryota; Ciliophora; Heterotrichea; Heterotrichida; Blepharismidae.
AUGGAAAAUAAAGAGAGCACCUCACAUUAUUAUUUAGUACUCGAAGCAGAUUCAACAAAAGACACACCAGGGCAUGUUGAUUUCAGCAACUUAGUUGAAGUUUUCGAAGUAUAGUCUCCUCUAUUAAAUUUAUCAUUAUUUUUAUGAUUUUUUCUAUUAUAAAUGCACAUUAUUUAAUAUUUUAGGUAUAUUUUUUAAACAGUUUGAUGACGCAAAAAACAUUAGUCCUUAUAAAGAAAACGUUUCAAGAGCUAAAAUGAUGGUUGAUGAGCUUGAAGCGGUGGCUAAAGAAGUAAUAAUUUCUAUAGAUGUUCGAAAGAAACACUCAAAUUGAUGGAAAGUACAAAAUCUCUUCCAACUGCUAUACAGGCAAAGUAGAGAAUAACCAACUUGCAUGAUUUCAAAUAGAAAAGUCAAAAGAAGAGAGAAAAACCAAAAAAGUGGUAAGAAUGCUUAUUAAAGAAAUCCCAGUAUUACUUCGGAACAAGUUGAGCAGCAAAAGCUCAGCUCGAUCGAGGUUCGAAGCACCAAGACAAAGUCCUCCAUCAGCAAGGUAUUCUGCGAAUCCUCAAAAAAUGCAAAGAUCAAGCACAAAAAUGCUCUCGAAUCAGUCUAAAUUUUUAGUUCCACCAAUUACUCUUCACAAUAUAACUGGCUCAAGAUCUAAAUCUCCGUUGGUUAGCAAGCUGAUAUCACAGUAUCUUGCUAAAAACCCACGAGCUAUGACGCCAGCAGAAACAAACUUUUCAAGGGCUGAAAUAAACUCUUCAAGGACUGAAAUUAACUCUUCUAGGGCUGAGGGAAACUCUUUAAGGACUGAAGGGAACUCAUCAAGAGACCAUUCUCCUCUUUUGUCGUCAAGAAUGCCAAGGAAUAUUCCUAUUCCAACGAUCUCUAAAGCACACUCAAACCCUCGUUUCAAGUUUAUUAGAGAUGCAUAUAAAAUUUUUCCUAGACACAUUAAUUUAGUGACUAACUGUUAUUUAAUUCUAUAGAAUAAAAUCACAACUCUAAGAAAUCCUUUACUCCCCCUUUAACUUAGAAUUUAUCUAUUCAAAAUGCUAAUUUUGUUUAAAUAAUAUUCUAAUUGCAUUCCUCCCUUUGAACUUAGAAUAAUAUAGGAAUUUCCGUUUUGGUCACAUGAAAUUUUGGAACAAACUACUUACAUAGAAAUAAAUAUUUUUUACUUUAUAUAGAUUAAAUAUUUGCUAUAAGAUAAUCACAAAAAAUUGCUUAUAUUGUUUCAAUUAUAUAGAGCGGAGUUAGCUUUUUUCUAUUAAAUAUACUAUUCAUUUGUAUAAAAGUUAGCUGUUUAUUUAGUAUAAUGAAGUAUAG